This is a messenger RNA of Haliotis rufescens (red abalone), 1455 nucleotides long. Its product is annotated as periaxin-like. NCBI's taxonomy places the organism in Eukaryota, Metazoa, Mollusca, Gastropoda, Lepetellida, Haliotidae. The record is from RefSeq and is a predicted model, not a curated record. Bases 1 to 1455 code for a protein of 484 amino acids. The transcript is spliced from 6 exons.
AUGCCAGAGAGUCAGAGUGCAGAGUGCCACAAGCCUAGUGCCAGACUACAGGGUACCACAGAGCCGAGUGCCAGAAGUACAGGGUACCACAGAGCCGAGUGCCAGAGUACAGGGUACCACAGAGCAGAGUGCCAGAGAGUCAGAGUGCAGGGUGCCACAAGCCUAGUGCUAGACUAUAGGGUACCACAGAGCCUAGUGCCAGAGUACAGGGUACCACAUAGCCUUGUGCCAGAGUACAGGGUACCACAGAGCAGAGUGCCAGAGAGUCAGAGUGCAGGGUGCCACAAGCCUAGUGCAAGACUACAGGGUAUCACAGAGCCUAGUGCCAGACUACAGGGUAUCACAGAGCCGAGUGCCAGAGAGUCAGAGUGCAGGUGCCAGACUACAGGGUACCACAGAGCCGAGUGCCAGAGUACAGGGUACCACAAGCCUAGUGCCAGAACACAGAGUACCACAGAGCCUGGUGCCAGAGUACAGAGUACCACAAGCCUAGUGCCAGAGUACAGGGUACCACAGAGCCGAGUGCCAGAGUACAGGGUACCACAGAGCCGAGUGCCAGAGUACAGGGUACCACAGAGCCGAGUGCCAGAGUACAGGAGUACAGGGUACCACAGAGCCGAGUGCCAGAGUACAGGGUACCACAGAGCAGAGUGCCAGAGAGUCAGAGUGCAGGGUGCCACAAGCCUAGUGCUAGACUAUAGGGUACCACAGAGCCUAGUGCCAGAGUACAGGGUACCACAUAGCCUUGUGCCAGAGUACAGGGUACCACAGAGCAGAGUGCCAGAGAGUCAGAGUGCAGGGUGCCACAAGCCUAGUGCAAGACUACAGGGUAUCACAGAGCCUAGUGCCAGACUACAGGGUAUCACAGAGCCGAGUGCCAGAGAGUCAGAGUGCAGGGGUACCACAGAGCAGAGAGCCAGAGUACAGGGUACCACGGAGCAGAGUGCCAGAGAGUCAGAGUACAGGGUACCACAGAGCCUAGUGCCAGAACACAGGGUACCACAGAGCAGAGAGCCAGAGUACAGGGUACCACGGAGCAGAGUGCCAGAGAGUCAGAGUGCAGGGUACCACAGAGCCGAGUGCCAGAGUACAGGGUACCACAGAGCAGAGUGCCAGAGAAGUACAGGGUACCACAGAGCCGAGUGCCAGAGUACAGGGUACCACAAGCCUAGUGUCAGAGUACAGGGUACCACAGAGCCGAGUGCUAAAGUACAGGGUACCACAGAGCAGAGUGCCAGAGAGUCAGAGUACAGGGUACCACAGAGCCGAGUGCCAGAGUACAGGGUACCACAGAGCCGAGUGCCAGAGUACAGGGUACCACAGAGCAGAGUGCCAGAGAGUCAGAGUACAGGGUACCACAGAGCAGAGUGCCAGAGAGUCAGAGUGCAGGAUGCCAGAUUGCCAGAGUACAGGGUCCUAGAGUGCCAGAGUGUGGACAUGGUCACUGCAAGAUAG